Mycotypha africana is the source of this 1380-nucleotide messenger RNA. RefSeq lists its product as uncharacterized. Bases 169 to 1338 code for a protein of 389 amino acids. Gene Ontology annotation, biological process: regulation of cyclin-dependent protein serine/threonine kinase activity. Gene Ontology annotation, cellular component: cyclin-dependent protein kinase holoenzyme complex; nucleus. NCBI's taxonomy places the organism in Eukaryota, Fungi, Mucoromycota, Mucoromycetes, Mucorales, Mycotyphaceae. Gene Ontology annotation, molecular function: cyclin-dependent protein serine/threonine kinase regulator activity; protein kinase binding. The record is from RefSeq and is a predicted model, not a curated record. The transcript has a single exon.
CUUUCUUUUUGCACGCUCAUUUUCUCACUUUUGUAGAAACGUACACAACAGCUUUUUUUUUCAUUUGUUUUGUUCAUUUUUCUCCCCUUUUUCCGCUGUUCAUUUGGGGGGUUGUAUAUAAAAAGACUACGACAAAAAAAUAGAGAAAAAAACGACUUUGACAAAAGGAUGACAUCUUUUGCAAACAGCUGCCAUUUCCAUCGUCCUCUUCAAACGAGUGAUAGAAAUGCCCUUUUAAUGUACAACAAUCAUCAUUAUCCAGCUUCUUCUUCUUCCUUUAGCUUGAUGAUCAUUGACAAGAUGCUUCGACAGCAGCCGGAAGGCUAUCUCUUGGACUAUAUCACGCAAGAAUUCGAAUCCAUUAUCUCGUGUCCCUCGCUUCGGUCAGCCUCUUCAUCGUCUUCUUCAACCACAUCUUCAUCUACAUCGUCUGCCAGCACCAUGGGAACGCGUCCUGAUCCCUUUACCCCUUGCUCGCCUUAUUCUUCCACGUCCUCCUCACCCCACACACCCCACGCACCUCGUCAGGAUCAUGACCUGCUCUCUUUACCGCUCUCACCAUCACCACCACCACCAGCGCCUUUUAAAUUCAUCAGUCACCAUUACAACAGAAAAUACAGUCAACACCAUGUCGAUCGUCCAGCGUCAGGCAUACCGUCCCCUCCCUAUCACAACCACCAUGGCCAUCGCCACCAGGCAACGAUACCCAAAAGCCAUAUACCCUUUCGCUACUUUGUCGAACACGUGAUUAGGAGGUCAAGGCUGGAUAAUGGUACGUUGCUCGCGUCUCUAUGUUAUGCCAAACGGCUUCGGGAAAAACUCUACACCACGUCGCAGGGAAUGGAAUACACCCAUCAUCGCAUCUUUUUAGCGACCCUCAUGGUGGCUGCGAAAUACAUCCACGACACAGCGAUCAAAAAUAAAUACUGGACAGGGUACGCUUUGCAUUUGUUUACAGGCCAUGAAAUCAAUUUGAUGGAAACACAGUUGCUGCAGUUACUGGAUUAUCAUCUGGAGAUCCAAUUGAAGGAGUUUGAAGAGGUGAUGCAACAUGUGACCCACUUGUAUUUAAAAGUCCACCACUAUGCCCAUCACGCUCAUCCUUAUCAUCAUCAUCACCCUCAUCACCAUGAACCACACGCCUCCCUCGUCCAAGCCAAAAAAUCACCCUAUGUAACACCCAUCCUCACCCAUUUCACACAGACGACAACAACGACUCCUACUCCUACUAUGCUACAGCAACCACCUUACCCGCCUCAGCCUUAUCCUCCUUAUCAUCAAAAUACCAUUCAACCUAAUAGUCAUUAUCAACAUCAUCAGCAUCGUCCACAAUAUUAAGUUUUGUUUUUCUCUCUCUUCAUACUACAUUUUUACAGCCAG